AUGAUAACAAAUCUUUUCUCCAUUUUCGACCCCUCUACAUCUCAAUCUAUCUCUCUUAACUGAGUUAGAACACUUCUAAUUAUCCUAUCUACACCUUAUUUAUAUUGAGUAAUUCCUUCCCGCCUUCAAAUCCUAAUUAUCAAUAUAUUCAACAUCCUCAAUAAAGAACUUUCAAUUCUACUAUCAAAUUCAAAAAAACCUGGAAUAACUUUCCUCCUAAUCUCCCUAUUUUGACUAAUCUCAAUAAAUAACUCCUUAGGCCUUCUACCACAUAUCUUCACAUCUACAAGACAUAUUAUAAUAACUCUCUCAUUAGCCCUUCCAAUCUGAAUAACAAUUAUACUAUUCGGAUGAUUAAAUAACACUACCCAUAUAUUUGCCCAUUUAGUUCCCCAAGGAACCCCACCAGCCCUAAUAAUAUUCAUAGUCUGCAUUGAAUCUAUUAGUAAUCUUAUUCGACCAAUCACAUUAUCAGUUCGCUUAGCUGCAAAUAUAAUUGCUGGUCACCUCCUGCUUACCCUUCUCAGAAAUAGAGCAGUCAUGUCUAGACUUUCUACUACACUAACAAUUUCUAUUGCCCAAAUUGCCCUCCUUACUUUAGAAAUAGCUGUAGCACUAAUUCAAGCCUACGUAUUCGUAGUUUUAUCAACACUUUACUCCACAGAAAUCCACUAA
Messenger RNA from Limulus polyphemus (Atlantic horseshoe crab), 675 nucleotides. Lineage: Eukaryota; Metazoa; Arthropoda; Merostomata; Xiphosura; Limulidae. The record is from the annotation of a RefSeq genome assembly.